AUGACGGAGCUGCCGGGAGAACACUACGUCACGGGAGAGCGAAGAUCGGUGAUCAGGGCGCAUGGUGAGUCAUCAUCGGUUAAAUUGGUCCAACGCAGCGUGACAUCGCUGACAUUGGAAGUCAUGCCUCGAAAAGAACACGGACAAGGUGCUCGCGUGGAUAUGGAGUUGGUCAAGCCGCACGCAUGUUUGGGCAAAACGGGCGCUGGAGCUUGGCCGAGCCAGAACACUCUUGACCUACGGAGCUGUCCAACAUUGCGCUCUUCGACACUGCCCCCUCCUUUCUCUUGUCCAGUGUUCCGUCGCAGUGCGGACAGCCGGCUCGACCCGACUGACCAAGCCUGGCAAGCGGGAGACUUCGCGGCUGCCUAG
Molecule: messenger RNA, 372 nt
Organism: Ceraceosorus bombacis
Lineage: Eukaryota; Fungi; Basidiomycota; Exobasidiomycetes; Ceraceosorales; Ceraceosoraceae
Source: the annotation of a GenBank genome assembly